UCAUAAGCGCACAUCACAUUCCAACUUUAAUUUGUUUCAAAUCCCAAAAGAAACUCUUUGUCACCCCUCCACAUAAAAUAAAAACUAUUUACGCACAACAAAAUGGGUAAGGACCAGGAAUUUCUCGAGGCUGCCCGCAGUGGCAAUAUUUCAUAUAUCGAAAAAGUACUUAAUCAGAAAGCCAAACGUGCUGGUCCACUGGCAAGUUUAAGGCGUGGUACUGGAGUCAAUGUACAAGACAGUGGAGGCUACUCAGCGUUACAUCAUGCCUGCAUAAAUGGACAUACUGAUAUAGUGAAAUUACUACUGGCACAUGAAGCCUCACCAAAUUUACCCGAUAUGAGAGGAUCAUCGGCCCUGCAUUUGGCCUCAUGGGCGGGUGAAGAAGAAAUUGUCAAGAUGCUAUUAACACAUCCCUAUAGACCAGCAAAUCCUAAUCUACAGACCAUAGAAAAAGAGACACCUUUACACUGUGCCAGUCAACAUGGUCACACGGAAGUACUAUCGAUGUUAUUGGCUCAUGAAGCCGAUCCUAAUAUGAGAAAUACCAGAGGUGAAACACCUCUAGAUCUUGCCUGUCAAUAUGGACGUUUGCAGGCAGUACAAAUGCUUAUACGCGCCCAUCCUGAAUUAAUAGCUUCCUAUACGAAACAAGCUACUGAAAAUCAAGUUAACAAUAGAUCACGACACUCUUCACCUUUACCACACUCUGGUUCAAUAUCAACACCAUCGCCCUCCUCACCAUCGGUUCUAUCAUCACCAGCUACACCAACACGUUGUGUAUUUCCACACACCUGUCUACACUUGGCCAGUCGUAAUGGCCACAAACAAGUCGUAGAGGUUUUAUUAGGGGCCGGUGUAAAUGUCAACUUAUUAACGCCCUCGGGUUCGGCAUUACAUGAGGCAGCCUUAUGCGGCAAAGAGUCUGUGGUGCGUACAUUAUUAAAAGCCGGUAUUGAUCUUAAUGCCACAGAUGCUGAGGAGCGUACUGUUUUGGAUAUACUUAAAGAGUUUCCAGCACAUGUAACCAAACAUAUUAUCGAUGUUAUAAAUAACUUUCGUAAUCAAAUGGAUACGGAUGAUAGUGAAGAGGUCAUCUAUCGCCAUCAGCAACCAACACAGCUGGGUCAACGCAAUCAAACCUCUGGUGGUCAUCAUCAAAAGCAACAACAUAAUAAUCAUUAUCAUUUCAAUUCCAAUAAUCAUUUACUCAAUCAUUCGCUGUCGAUGCAACAAUCUUCCUAUAACAAGCAGAGAUUUAGUUCCGGUGCCACAUUCAAUGGUGGUGGCAAAUCUUUAGAUAGUGGUUUACAAUUAGAUGAAAAUUCUCCAAAUACGGGUGGUGGUGGUGGUGGGGCUGGUAAUAAUCGUUUCUAUCAUGACACUUUAAACUCACCUGUGCGUAGUCAAUCGAAUACUUCACAAAAUGAUAUGGGUGUUAGUCCUUCCUCAUCGAUGAGCAGUUUUGAACCAGCUUCAAUUUCACCCAGAUCUAGGUGCUCAACUGGAGGUGUUUCUAGUUUCGUGGGAAAUCCACCGCCUAUGAGCAGCUUUGGACCUGGGGGACCGCCUAAGAAACCACCACGACGUAAUCUAUCGGUAUCACCCACAAAUAGUGGACAACCAUUUAGUUACACUUCACCCAAUCAUCAACAGCAGAAUAACUAUGGCAGAAGACAAACCCGAAGUCCAUCAAAUGACAGUCCCUAUUCACAUCAAAGUCAUGGUAGUGUUGGAGGAAUAAGUUUUGAUGAAUCACAGCUAGCGGAGCGUCAAAGAGGAAAUCGUUUGUUUGCUAGUGCCCGGGAGACGGCACGGACAUCGGGGGGAAUAUCGCUAAGCUCAAGUACUGAUAUGUUGGAGAAGCGUCAUCAUAGUGAUGAUGUGGAGAAUUUAGUGCCAAAUUCAAAUCAGGAAAUCACCAAUUCAAUGAAGAGACCAAAACCAGCACCAAGAAAUAUAAAUAACAUUAAUGAGGUUACAAUAAGUAAUGAUAACGGUACACUGAAGUCAUACAAUCCAAAUCGUAAAUUAAAAAGGAAUCGUAAUAGCUACUCUAUAACUUUGGGUGAUAAAGAUGAAAAGGGAGAUGAAAAUAAGCCUCAAAUACCCAGAAGUCCUACUAACUAUAAACAACCACCCACACCCGAUCAUCCUCCUCCUUCUUCUAGUCAGGCCGAGAAAAUGAUACACGAACGCAUAAGACCUUUGAGUCAGGAAUACAAACGGCGAUCAGCACUUUUGCAAUUGCAAAAACAACAACAAUUAUUGGUGGAUAUGGGUACUUCACCCCUAAGGCAAAUAAAUAACAACAGCAACAACAAUAGCAAUAAUACUAAUCUAACAUCACACUAUGAUUACGCCUACAUACAACCUUCGCCCACUAAACUUAAUACCAACACUGUUUCAUCCAACAUCUAUUCCACUAUUGGAUCAGGAGGCAUUAGAGGUUCUAUGGGUUCCUUAAGUUCUAGUGUCUCCUUAUCUGAUCACAGUGGUUCCACCGAAAAUGUAGAAGAAUUUAUUGGCGACCAACCAUUUGCGGGCCUCCUAAAAGGUUCAGCUGCCCAUAGUAGUAAUAAACAAAAAAUUGAACCAGCAUAUGCAACGGUUAAUAAAACCUCCAAAAUUAACCCACCUCAAGUCCAACUACCACCACCUAGACCACAACAACAACUGCCUCCACAAGCUCAGGUGCCCGUUUACGCUACCAUACAUAAAAAACGGGGUAUAUCGACAACAGCUCAAGCUGCGGAACAGCAAAAUGUUAACAAGGCCAGACCUCCAAUACCAGCCAAACCCGUUGUACCCGAGAGAAGACUAUUCAAAGCCACAACACCACAACUGCCUACGGCAGAGCCCCAAGAAACAACGACUGACUGUAACAACGAAGCAGAAACUCUAGAUCAUGAAAUGAAAAAUGACACCGAAGACCUGUAUGAGGACAUAAUGGAACCAAAGACAAUUGUGGAAAAUAAUGUUAGUAAAAUAAACGAAGUCAAGCAAGAGUCUCAAGAGAAACCAAACAGUGAUAUUUUAAGUCAUCAAAGUUCCAUCAAUAGUUCUUCGAAUGAAGAACAAUCACAGUUGACUUCGUCACAACCUACUAAUGAAAGUUCCAAUGAAGAUACAAGUUCCAUAGCCAAUAACUCAACAACAUCACAUGAGAGCAGUAUACUAAGUCCUUUUAAUGCCGAAGAAGCUAGAAAGAAAAUUUCCGAAAUUCUAGAAUCCUUCGGCAGUAGUAUACUAAAUUCUGAUAUUUCUCCUACUAAUGAUUUGGAUUUCGAUGAUACUGAAAUACCAGCAGAGAGACAAGAACUUGUAAGUCGUUUAAGGAAAUCGGGUUUAAUGCAUUUGGAAAAGAAACUGUUCGAGCAGGGUUAUGAUAAUGUUAAAUUUAUGAAUGGUGUUUUCGAAGAAUCCGAUAUAGAGUUUUUAAAUAUAUCCCAGCAGGAUACUGCCAAAUUACUGAGGUUUAUAAAAACUUUACCUAAAGCCGAAUUUUUACCACAAGUUCCACAGAAAAAUCAACAGGAAAAUAAAUCUUUAACUGAACUGAAAGGUGUUUCAACUCUUCAACAAUGGCUUCAAAGCAUACAAUUGCCCCAAUACACUGAAUCGUUUAGCAAACAUCUUUACAACACUUUGGAUAGUGUUUGUGGCGUUUGGGAUGUGGAGUUACAAACUGUAUUGGAAAUCAAUAAACUGGGUCAUCGUCGUCGCAUUCUUCAAUCGAUAGCCUUUAUUAAAAAUAUGCGAGAACCCAAAUCGGCCAAAACUCCUCUGGCAGAAAACAAUGAGACCAAUAAGAUAUCUUUAAAUGUCAACACUAAAGAUGGCACUCAAAGGCAAUCGAUAACUGGUUAUCGUAAAAAUAGACCUGCUCCUCAACCUCCCAUACAGAAGGCAACACAACAAACACCUACAGCUCAGACAUCUUUGGAUAUACGUGCUCCUUCGGAAUUACUUUUAGGUUUACCUGACAAUUUGCGCACAAAAUGGAGGCAUUCUGCAAAUGAUUUGCUCAACGAACAAAUAAAAUAUGAAGUUUAUUAUUUAGGCUCAACGGUUGUGAAAGAAUUACGUGGCACCGAAUCGACACGCAAAUCCAUACAAAAACUAAAACAAGAUCAACAGCAUAAUACUACUGAUGCUGCUGCUGCUAACACUGCUACCAAUAUGUUAAUGUCUUCCCAGUCAGAAACCAAUGCUGCCCGUAAUCAAUCAUUUAAUAAACAAAAACGUAUACUAGUGUCAUUGGCCAUCUCGCACAGGGGUGUAGAGUUUAUAGAUGUGAACAGCAAGAACACCAUUUGUGAACAUGAAAUCCAAAAUAUAAAUUGUGCAUGUCAAGAUGCAGAAGAUCUAUGUCAUUUUGCCUAUAUUACCAAGGAAAAUGAUGUGCACUAUUGUCAUGUUUUUUAUGUAGAGAGUACGGACUUGGCUUCCGAUAUAAUAUUGACUUUGGGUCAAGCAUUUGAGGUGGCCUAUCAGUUGGCAUUGCGUGAUGGCAUUACAGCCACACCAUUGGCCUCUUUGAACAAUAGUAUACUACAAGGUCUUGAAUUUAAUAAACAACAGACAUCGAUCAAUACUAAAACUCAAGAAGCGUAAGAAGACCAAAAACUAUUUUUUUUUAAACUUAAACAAAAAACUAUAAAACUGUUUUUUUUUUUAAUUUAAAAUUGCGAUUUUUUUAGUUUUUAAUUUAAGUUAGUUAAGUAAGUCAGUGUUUUAUGAAACGAUAAAAACGGAGAAUAUAUAUAAAAAACAAACGGUUCUAGUCUUAAACUUAAAAGAAAACAAUAUAUAUACUUAACGAAAAAACAAAACAUUAUACAAAUGAAAAGAGUUU
Lucilia sericata (common green bottle fly) is the source of this 4858-nucleotide messenger RNA. Its product is annotated as ankyrin repeat and sterile alpha motif domain-containing protein 1B. Lineage: Eukaryota; Metazoa; Arthropoda; Insecta; Diptera; Calliphoridae. The transcript has 12 exons. Gene Ontology annotation, molecular function: protein binding. Gene Ontology annotation, cellular component: cytosol. The coding region runs from base 103 to 4617 and encodes 1504 amino acids. The record is from RefSeq and is a predicted model, not a curated record.